Molecule: messenger RNA, 1044 nt
Organism: Nicrophorus vespilloides
Lineage: Eukaryota; Metazoa; Arthropoda; Insecta; Coleoptera; Silphidae
Product: heat shock protein beta-1
Exons: 4
Coding region: 150-773 (207 amino acids)
Biological process (GO): response to heat; protein refolding
Molecular function (GO): protein folding chaperone
Source: RefSeq, a predicted model, not a curated record
CGUCAAUACAGCAGGAGCAUCCGUGCAGUGCAGGCGCAGUGUUUGUAAAGAGAGGACCCCCAUACACAACACACACACAAUACAACUGUGAUUCAGUGCAUUUUUUUUAAUUGUGCGUAAACAAGCAGGAAGACAAAACAAAUAAUAACAUGAUGGAAGGAAACAAGCGCAACAUCCCGAUCAAAUUGGGCGAGUUCAGCAUCAUCGAUACCGAAUUCAGCAACAUCCGCGAACGUUUCGACGCCGAAAUGCGGAAGAUGGAAGAGGAGAUGAGCAAGUUCAGGUCCGAACUGAUGAACAGGGAAUCGCAGAACUUCAGCAGAACAUCGACCAGGUCUUACGAAUGUGAAACUAUUACUGGAGGGAAUAAAUCGAAAUCCAGCACCAGCACCUCAGAGACUACACAGACCGGUGGAAACGUGGUCUGCAGCCGUCCAGGAGGCGAGAUGAAGACAAUGUUCGAUGACAUGAACUCCCCAUUGAUCCAAGAAGAUGGUAACAGCAAAUGCCUGAAACUGCGUUUCGACGUCAGCCAAUACGCCCCCGAGGAAAUCGUCGUGAAAACCGUAGACAACAAGCUUUUGGUGCACGCAAAGCACGAGGAGAAGUCCGAAUCGAAAUCCGUCUACAGGGAAUACAACCGUGAAUUCUUGUUGCCGAAGGGCACCAACCCCGAGGUGAUCAAGAGCUCUCUAAGCAAAGACGGCAUUCUCACCGUUGAGGCUCCACUUCCAGCCAUCACUUCUGGCGAAACCAUUAUUCCAAUCCACUAGGGAGCGAUGAAACGAAACUCAAGACAAUGUUGCACCCAAAUUUCGCUUAUUACAACAAACAAACAAAAAGAAAUCAACUCAAGAUGAAUAUUUUUCUAUUUACGACCAUGAUGUUUUUUCGUUUUUAUUUCAUUAAUUGAAGAAGAAUGUACGUUUAAUUUAAGCAAAAAGUUAAUAAUAAAUAUAUCUUGUCAUUAUAUACUCGUUUAGUUGGCUAGAAAUAACAAUCGAAAUAUGUGAUAGUGGCAGCAGCAGCUUUUUUUUUCAAAAA